Molecule: messenger RNA, 709 nt
Organism: Malus domestica (apple)
Lineage: Eukaryota; Viridiplantae; Streptophyta; Magnoliopsida; Rosales; Rosaceae
Source: RefSeq, a predicted model, not a curated record
AUAACUUAGAUCCAUAAAAGAUUUAUCUUCUUGAAUGGGUAGGAAUUGCAUUCCCCUAGCUUUAUUUUGGCAUUGUUGUGAAAAACUUAUUCACCCUUUCCUUGGACCAUGGCAUAAUGUUUUUCAGACAUGGACUCUACAUGAAAACGACCAAAUUCUGGGGCUGGUGGAUCCAAGAUUGACAGAGUUUGACGAAAAUGAAGCGACUAGACUGAUAAGAACAGCUCUCAUGUGCACGCAGGCAUCACCGAUGACGAGGCCAUCUAUGUCACGCGUGGUGGCAAUGCUCUCUAAAGAUAUUGACAUAGGCAUUGUCAUGUCGAAGUCGAGCUAUUUGACAGAUUAUGAUUUUAAGGAUGUAACGACAUUGUCAACAGGUAGCUUUUUGAUGAAGGAUGAUACCCCAUCAACUGCAUCCAAGCAUAGUAAUGACCGCUUCAACUAUCAGCCCGAAGGCAACAAUGCAAGUGGUGCUAACACCCCCGUGAUUGACCUUGCGCCUUCUUCAGUAAACGUCACUCAAUCACUGCUCGUUGGCAUUAUUAGAGAAGGAAGGUGAUAAAUAAUGGGGAAUGAUUAAUGCACGCCUUUUAUCCUUUUGUGCACCCAUGUACUUGUCCUUGGGUCUUUUCUGCCUCUACGGUUUUGGCUAUGAUGAUGUAUAUCUAAAAUAAGAUACGAUUUUAUAGAUAUUUGGUUCAAACUUACA